Nomia melanderi (Alkali bee) is the source of this 301-nucleotide messenger RNA. NCBI's taxonomy places the organism in Eukaryota, Metazoa, Arthropoda, Insecta, Hymenoptera, Halictidae. The record is from RefSeq and is a predicted model, not a curated record.
CAAGGAGAAACUUUGCUAUGUCGCCCUGGACUUCGAACAGGAAAUGGCCACCGCCGCGGCCAGCACCUCUCUCGAGAAGAGCUACGAGUUGCCUGACGGACAGGUGAUCACCAUUGGUAACGAGAGGUUCCGUUGCCCCGAGGCUCUCUUCCAACCGUCCUUCUUGGGUAUGGAAUCCUGCGGUAUCCACGAGACCGUGUACAACUCCAUCAUGAAGUGCGACGUCGACAUCCGUAAGGACCUGUACGCCAACAACGUACUCUCCGGUGGUACCACCAUGUACCCCGGUAUCGCUGACCGU